CUUGCGUUGCUUGUUAAGGGUGGCAUUUCCAACAAGGAAUGAUGUAAUUAACCUCUUCACGCUAAGAGAAGAGAUACAACGUUCAAAAUUUCACGAGAAUAAAUAAAGCCCACUCAACGUUUCUCCCUAAUCAACAUCGAUCUUUCAACAACCUCAUUGAAUUUCAUGCAUCUCUUGCGAAAGAUGGUAGAUUUCCGAGUAUUUCUGCAACAAAAUUGCAUUAUUCCUUUUAUUUUAAAAAAGCAGCGAUUUUAAAAGUUUGAAGUUGGGAUUUUAGAGAGUCGUCAAUGUUCUUGAUUCGGCCAAUCAAAGGGACGUGCUGCGCACAAGCCGAUACCUUCCUUGAAUGGGAGUUUAUAAAUGUAGCUUCAGAAAUGUUAUUCAGCAGUGGUAAUAGUUUUCAGGUCGGAAAAUAUCCUCCUUAAGAGAAAAUGAGCGCAUCCGGUAAAUCUCUUUUAGGACUGUGGCUGUAUCGCAGUGGAGAAGAUUGGGCGGUUAAGGAAGACUGUCCGAUACCGACUAUUAAGGCCAAACAGUCUUCUGGCGAAGAUCGACAAGAAUUGGAACGUGUCUCGAUAACGUUCACUCUAAAAAACCAAGUUGGCAGUCUAGUACGUGCUUUACAAUCGUUUCAAGAUUUAGGCGUGAACUUAUUACACAUCGAAUCACGUAUAUCCGACAGAUUUAAUAAUGAGUCCGAUAUUUUGGUGGACGUCGAAUGUGAGCCGAGGAAGUUGGAGCAAAUUGGCAUACUGCUACGAAGGGAAGUGCAGACCAUGGUUUUUGUCAAGUACAAGGAGCAAAAUGAGUUCACCCCACCCGCACCCUUGUCAAGCACCACCAGUUUUGAUUACGGCGAAAUGCCUUGGUUUCCACGGAAAAUUUUCGAGCUGGACAACGCGCAACAUGUGCUAAUGUAUGGAAGUGAAUUGGAUGCGGACCAUCCAGGAUUCAAGGACGCAAUCUAUCGUAAACGAAGGGAGCAAUUCUCUCAGAUUGCCAGGAAUUACAGAUGCGGCCAGCCGAUACCUAAAGUACAAUACACAUUAGAGGAGAUCAAGACGUGGGGGACCGUAUUCAACGAGCUUCACAAACUUUACGUGAAACACGCUUGCAAGGAGUACUUGGAAAAUUGGCCCGAGCUUGUUAAAUACUGCGGUUAUAAGGAAGACAAUAUUCCACAGUUGCAAGACCUGAACGUUUAUUUGAAAAGGAAAACAGGCUUUCAAUUGCGACCGGUUGCAGGAUACUUAUCGCCUAGGGAUUUCCUUUCGGGAUUAGCGUUUCGAGUUUUCCAUUGUACUCAGUAUAUUAGACACUCGUCGGAUCCUUUUUACACGCCUGAGCCGGACUGUUGCCACGAACUUCUUGGACACAUGCCCCUCCUGGCCAACCCGAGCUUCGCCCAAUUUUCCCAAGAACUAGGGCUAGCUUCCCUCGGCGCUUCCGAUGACGAUGUAGAAAAAUUAGCCACGUUGUACUUCUUCACCGUUGAAUUCGGCUUGUGCAAGCAAGACGGCGAAAUGAAAGUCUACGGUGCCGGGCUUUUAAGCUCGGUCGCCGAAUUGCGGCACGCGAUUUCAUCCACCGAUAAAAUUCACCGGUUCGAUCCCGACGUGACCUGCAAACAGGAGUGCAUCAUUACGGCCUACCAAAACGCCUAUUGGUAUACGGAUACCUUCGAGGAGGCCAAGGAGAAGAUGAGAAAGUUCGCGGAGCAAAUACAGAGGCCCUUUGGCGUCCGGUAUAAUCCGUACACGCAAAGUAUAGAAGUUCUGAGCAACGCCCGCAAAAUAUCGGAUUUGGUUUCUGAAUUGAGAGGAGAUAUUUGUAUUAUCAAUGCCGCACUGAAGAAAAUAGGGAUGAGGGAUUCGUCGUUGGAUCUUGCCGAUUUGGCUCAGUAUUUACGUUCGGGGUUAAAUUCCGAUUGUCAGGAGACCAUAGAUGCCAUUAGUGAAGAUUAAUUACGCUCUAAAAAUCUGAACUGUAACAUAACACCUGAUCAAUGUAAAUGUAUAUUUGUGAAUUAUGGAGAAGAGUAUCACUGUUACCUAAGGCAAAAAUAGAAUUAAACCAGUUAACAUGCAAACACUUAA
This is a messenger RNA of Photinus pyralis (common eastern firefly), 2096 nucleotides long. RefSeq names its product tryptophan 5-hydroxylase 1. The transcript has 8 exons. Gene Ontology annotation, biological process: serotonin biosynthetic process; aromatic amino acid metabolic process. NCBI's taxonomy places the organism in Eukaryota, Metazoa, Arthropoda, Insecta, Coleoptera, Lampyridae. The coding region runs from base 432 to 1964 and encodes 510 amino acids. Gene Ontology annotation, cellular component: neuron projection. The record is from RefSeq and is a predicted model, not a curated record. Gene Ontology annotation, molecular function: iron ion binding; tryptophan 5-monooxygenase activity.